This is a messenger RNA of Hydra vulgaris (swiftwater hydra), 1597 nucleotides long. RefSeq lists its product as uncharacterized. Lineage: Eukaryota; Metazoa; Cnidaria; Hydrozoa; Anthoathecata; Hydridae. Gene Ontology annotation, biological process: DNA recombination; DNA integration. The record is from RefSeq and is a predicted model, not a curated record. Gene Ontology annotation, molecular function: DNA binding.
AAUAAGUUUUCUGAUACAGUAAUGAUGGAGGAAAAAAACCAAGAAGUACAUGCUCUAAACAUAAAUCAACAAUUAUGAGCAUGGUGCAAUCUGGUGAUAGUCCAGUUGAUUAUAAAAAUCUUUUUAACCGUGAGUUUAUUAAUGUUUGGAUGACAAAAAUGCAAGAUGCUGGUAGAGAAGCAGGAACUAUAAAAACUUAUCUAGGAAGUCUUGUUCAUUUUUAUAACUUUGUAGUUAUAUCUGGUGAUCCUCGGUUUGACGAAAAUGAUUACAAUAAAAUUAAUAAAAUGAAAACUGUCAUAAAGGUUUGGUGUAAAACCUUGUGGAAAGCAAUUGAGCGCAGAAAAUAUGAAAAACAAAUUGAAGACAUGAAACGAUUUCCAACUGGUGAGCAAGUUUGCAAUUUUGACAAAUGCGAUCUUGCAAAAGAAGCAAUAAAUAUCCUCAAAGCAUUUGUGGCUGACAGGUCCCUUAAAUUAAACCGUAAAUCCUAUUGUUUGAUUAGAGAUUGUUUAAUAGCUCAGGUUUUAUUUGAUAAUGCUUCCCGUCCUGCUGCUAUAAGUAACAUGACAUUAGGAGAAUUUAAAUCUUCUGUUAGCCAAAAUGAUGGUAUUGUGGUGCGUGUUUUACAUCAUAAAAAUGAUUACAAAGGACCUGCCAACAUAACUUUCCAACAUGAAGUAUAUAAGCGAGUCCAAAUGUAUAUCAACUUUGUCCGUCAAAGAUUACCUGAUGUUAAUGUAAGGGAUUGUGACCCUGUAUUUUUAAGUUUUAAUGGGUCAAAAAUGGAUUCUUCUAUGAUCACAACACAAUUUUCUAGCUUUUGGAAUAGAGGUCUUGGUUUACCGAUUGAGGAUAGAAUGAUUCCUACUGUUGUGCAAAAGUAUACAACAACUAUGAUUCAUAAUCUGAAUCCCUCAGCAAAACAAGAUACAGCUGAUGUUUUAUGCCAUACUCUAAGGCAAGCAAAUGAAACUUAUCUUUGUCAAGAAAAGCAAAACAAAGCUUCUUCUUCUACCAAAGUUAUUCGUGCUACACAGAGAAUAACUGAUAAAAAUUCAAUUGAUACUAUAGUAGAUGAGUUAUUUGAAAAAGAAAUAAAAGAUAAAAAUAUAAAAAUAACUAAAAGUUUAGUUGAUGAGAAAUUGUAUUGUGAUGAAAGAUUCUCUGAAAUUGUUAACCAGCCUACAAAAUCAAAACAGGUUCUUGAUUCUGUUAGAUAUAAAAAAGUUAAAUUUGAACAAAGGGAAAACCAAGAAGUGCAAACCAAUGAAAAUAAUAUUUACUAUGAAAAUAAUUUUAAAGAGAUAUAUGAAAAGCGGCAAAGAAAAGACUAUACAUCUUCUGAAGUUGAUGCUAUAUAUAUGUAUCUUGGAGAUUAUAUAUACAGCCAAUGCAAAAUAGAGCGAGUCGUUUUCGAAAAUUAUGUUCGUGGUAUUCCUGAAUUUGAAUUUGUUUUUAAAAAGUUUGGAAUCAACUCACUUAUUACUAAAAUACGUACCGAAAGAAAAUCUCCUCGGCCCAAGAAUAUUUAAGAAAGUUUAUUCUAUUUUAGAUAAAGAUCAUUUAUAAGGAGUUUUAGUUAUAAUACAUAUUA